AAUUCAGCUGCAAACUAUCAAUGGCUAAAAAUGUUUCAGUGAACGAGAACCAGUCCGACAAUCUCUGCGCGCUCGAUUCUCGCCGCUAUGAUCGGCACACAGACGAUUUUUUUUUUUUUAUUUUUUUAUUUUUUAACUUUUUUUCUGUCUUCAGAGAGGGUUUUAGGAACGAUUGACCAAAUAACAGGCAGCCAUUGAUUCCAGUGGGGGCGAAGAAAUAAUGGCCGGCCAUUGAAUUGAAAUGAGGUGUCAUCGUCAUAUUAAUAUUCCCUCAUGUGUUGGCCAUUCGUGUUUCUUCUAUCGAUGCAAUUAGGUGAAUUAUCUCGGAUUCAGAAGUGAUCAAGGGGCAGCUGCAACCAUGAGCGAUCAUCCACGCCAAAUUAGAGCAAGUCUGGAGAAAAUGGAUAUUGAUGUGUUGGAUGAUGAGAAGCGAACAAGGCUGGGAUCUCUCAAGAAGGUGGCAAUAAGCGCUUCUACAAAAUUCAGACACUCUCUAACUAAAAAAAGCCGCCGAAACAGCAGAGUGAUGUCUGUGGACUUUGAUGAUGAGCAUGAUUCUGAGGAAACACGAGCUGUUGAUGCGUUGCGUCAAGCACUUAUUCUGGAAGAACUGUUGCCUGCUAAAUAUGAUGACUAUCAUAUGCUUCUAAGGUUUUUGAAGGCCAGAAGAUCUGACAUUGAGAAAACAAAGCAAAUGUGGGCUGAUAUGAUUCAAUGGAGGAAGGAUUUUGGUGCUGACACUAUUAUGGAGGACUUUGAUUUCAAGGAGAAAGAUGAGGUUCUUAAAUACUACCCACAAGGGCAUCAUGGCGUUGACAAGGAAGGUAGACCUGUUUACAUUGAGAGACUCGGUUUGGUCGAUCCAACCAAGCUCAUGCAAGCCACUACAAUGGAUCGCUAUCUUAAAUACCAUGUCCAGGAGUUCGAGAGGACAUUCAUCGAAAAGUUCCCAGCAUGCUCCAUUGCUGCCAAAAAGCACAUUGACCAAAGUACUACCAUUUUAGAUGUCCAAGGAGUGGGGCUUAAAAAUUUCACUAAAUCUGCUAGGGAACUAGUUCAACGCCUCCAGAAGAUCGAUGGUGAUAACUAUCCCGAGACCCUUUGCCGGAUGUACAUCAUCAAUGCAGGGUCUGGGUUUAGGCUCUUGUGGAACACUGUUAAGUCUUUCCUUGAUCCAAAGACUACUGCUAAGAUACAUGUUUUGGGUAACAAAUACCAGAGCAAGUUGCUUGAGGUCAUCGAUGCUAGUGAGCUACCAGAUUUUUUGGGUGGUACCUGCACCUGUGCAGAUAAGGGAGGCUGCAUGCUUGCUGAUAAGGGCCCUUGGAAUGAUCCGGACAUCAUGAAGAUGGUACGCAAUGGUGCACAUAAAUGCUCGAACAAAGUUAUCGUUGCAGUUGUGGAUGAAAAGGCAGAUGGGCAAACAUUCACUCAUACCCCACUCUCUCCUGUUCGAGAAGAAGCUGCUGUUAAAAACUGUAUUGUAACCAGCAACAACCCUAUUGUAUGUGAAUCCAAUGAGUGCGUGUCCAUAGUUGACAAGCCCAUGACUACUACUACUAAAUGGAAAAAAACUGAAUACUACAGCCAAGUUCCUCCGAAAGUUUACUUGCAUGCAGCAGAGAAAGGAUGCAAGGGUUCAUCAGAUGGACUCAGCAACCAGAUCUUUAGUGGAGUUAUGACCUUUGUGAUGGGUAUUGUUACGAUGGUUCGCAUGACACGCAACAUGCCAAGGACACUGACGGAUUCCACCUUCUAUUCCACUUCUAUGUACGGCGACGACAUGGUGAAAGGACAGGGACAUCCGUACAGCACUUCCGACACCGCCAUCUCCAGCGAGGAUUACUUCAUCAUGAUGAAGCGCGUGAACGAGCUGGAGGAGAGAGUGAGCGUUCUGACCAAGAAGCCGCCAUCGAUGCCGGCUGAGAAAGAGGAGAUGCUGAAGAAUGCCUUGAACCGCGUCGAUGCAUUGGAGCAAGAGCUUUCGGACACCAAAAAGAAGCUGGAGGCAGUGUUGGCGAAACAGGAGGAUCUUGUAGCCUACUUGGAAAAGAAGAAAAAAAAGAAGAAGAGGUUCUUUGCUUUCUAAGGGAUGAAGAAAAGGUGAGUGAUGAUGGGAUUUGUAAUUGUUAUUGUAAUUGUGUACAGACUCGUAUUCAUUCAUUGAUUGUUGUUCUUGUUCUUGUUCUUCAUUUUCCAAGCUGAUGUUGUGUUUCUUGUCAACUCAGUUUUGUGUGUGUAGUUGAAGCAGUACUAGUAAUGUAAUACUGCUAUUCUAUUGUUAUUGUUUGUGUGUAUCCAUGUCAUGUGUUGAUAUUAUCACACCCACCCACCCCCAUAUUGAGUAAUGUGUUGCUGUAGUUGUAAUUGUAAUUGUAAUAGUAAGGUCAAAUUUUGGCCACCUUCAUGGCCAAUAUCUAUC
This is a messenger RNA of Andrographis paniculata, 2422 nucleotides long. Its product is annotated as phosphatidylinositol/phosphatidylcholine transfer protein SFH12-like. The transcript has 13 exons. Lineage: Eukaryota; Viridiplantae; Streptophyta; Magnoliopsida; Lamiales; Acanthaceae. The record is from RefSeq and is a predicted model, not a curated record. Bases 359 to 2089 code for a protein of 576 amino acids.